Prorocentrum cordatum is the source of this 1005-nucleotide messenger RNA. The record is from the annotation of a GenBank genome assembly. NCBI's taxonomy places the organism in Eukaryota, Dinophyceae, Prorocentrales, Prorocentraceae.
CCGGCGGACCCAGACAAGAAGCGUAAAUACAACGCCUUCCUCGAUCAGCUCAGCGAUGGGGAGUUUGAUACGCUCUCAGAGCAGGCCCUCCGCAAUAUCGCCAAGGAUUUCAAGCUCAUGAAUGGCGGCCCUCCCCGGGAGGCAGAGAACGUGACCCCCGAGCAGGUCUCGGCGCUCGCAGCACGAGUCGCUGACGACCACGCGCCGUGCACACAUUUCGCCCUCUGGGGCCCUUUCGGGCGCCAGCAGAAAAAGGUCCUGAAGUUCACGGCGCAGAUCUUCGUAAACGGGGAGUUGGUCACUCGCCAGUUGUCAGGGCCGCCGCCCUUUGAGACGUGGGGGGCGUGCUGGCGUGUGUUCCGCACGGGAAUGCUCAUGCUGAAAGCGUGCCUGCUCAUGCUGAAAGCGUGCCAGCCAGGCCCCCUGGACGGUUACGAAGAGGGUAUCCGCUUGCUGGCACACACUUUUCCCCAGCACUGGGUGGUCGUGCGCAGGGCAGAUGAUACCAUGAGGGCAGAGCGCUGGGAAAGGAUCCGCCAGGACAUCGAGGCCAAGGUGGAGGCCAGAAAGUAUUCGGAACCGUUCGAUCCGGAGAGGCCCUGGGAAGCAGUCGUCCGCGAGGCGGCCUACGGGGAAAACAGCAAGCGCUCCGGCUGGUGGUACGAGAACGUCGACAAGCCGCGCCUGACUAAGCCGCCUUCCCGCGCGGAGCUCCGGGUACUGGCAGCGCCGCCUGCUGCUUCGGGCGCCGCUUCGGCUGGGGCGGGCGGCAGGCCAGCCCAGGGCAACGACCGGCCGGCCAAGAAGGCCAGGGCCCAGGCGCCCAAGGGGCUCGCGGCGCUCGACCGCCGCAAGGAUGGCCGCUUCCUCCGCGACAGCGACGAGAAGGAGUUGUGUUUCGCGUGGGACAGGUCCAGCCGCGGGUGCGGGGAGCCGUGCAAGUCGAAGCCGCCCCGCGUGCACCUGUGCGAAUGGUGCCUGGGGCCGCGCCGCGCGGUGGACGAG